GGCUUCACCAACAAGUAUUAUUGAACAAGCUCUUCAAGCGAAUACAACUGAGUGCGAAAGCACUGCGAUCUCAACUCUACGCAACUUUUCGAAUACAAACCAAGUGAAAAAUGUCUCUGCUGCCUUUCAUCCUCGGAUACGACCACCCUCACCGCCUGAUUGACCAAGAUUUCGGGCUGGCGCUGACUCCCGACGAUUUGCUGACGGCUGCGGUGGCUCCUAUGGUGAACCGCGACUACUACCGACCCUGGCGUCAGCUGGCGGCCGCUGCGAGAGACGUCGGCUCCACCAUCAAGUCCGACAAAGACAAGUUCCAAGUCAAUCUGGACGUGCAGCACUUUUCGCCGGAGGAGAUCACGGUCAAGACGGCUGACGGUUAUGUUAUCAUCGAGGGUAAACAUGAAGAGAAAAAGGACGAACAUGGCUACAUUUCCCGGCAGUUCACCCGCCGCUACGCGUUGCCCGAAGGCUGCAACCCUGAUACGGUGGAAUCUCGCUUGUCUUCGGAUGGUGUGCUGUCCAUCAUCGCCCCCCGAGUGGCUCCAGCGCUGAAGAAUGAAAGGUCUGUCCCAAUUUCGCAGACUGGGCCGGUGCGCAAGGAGAUCAAAGACCAGAACCCCCAGGCCAACGCUAACGGACAGGCGAAAUGAGAGAUACCCUCCUCUGUGAUAAAAAAAAGUCAUGCUCUGUGUGUUAGUCUGUGUGUGUAUUAUUUUGUGUUAAUUUGUGAUUAAAGACUGAUAAAAGUUUAAUAUUAAUUUAAGUGUAAAGCGUAAUAAAUUCACAAAUCUACUUCA
This is a messenger RNA of Ostrinia furnacalis (Asian corn borer), 797 nucleotides long. Its product is annotated as protein lethal(2)essential for life-like. The coding region runs from base 111 to 650 and encodes 179 amino acids. Gene Ontology annotation, cellular component: nucleus; cytoplasm. The record is from RefSeq and is a predicted model, not a curated record. Gene Ontology annotation, biological process: protein refolding; response to heat. The transcript has a single exon. NCBI's taxonomy places the organism in Eukaryota, Metazoa, Arthropoda, Insecta, Lepidoptera, Crambidae.